Doryrhamphus excisus (bluestripe pipefish) is the source of this 1749-nucleotide messenger RNA. It is a transcript of the gene mgme1, whose product is annotated as mitochondrial genome maintenance exonuclease 1. Gene Ontology annotation, molecular function: single-stranded DNA exodeoxyribonuclease activity. Gene Ontology annotation, cellular component: mitochondrion. The record is from RefSeq and is a predicted model, not a curated record. Gene Ontology annotation, biological process: mitochondrial DNA replication. Lineage: Eukaryota; Metazoa; Chordata; Actinopteri; Syngnathiformes; Syngnathidae.
UUGGUGGUGUAAGUACACUAAAACGGUAUGCCGACAGGUACUCACCAUAAAAGAAGAAAGUUGUGAAAACCUUCAUGGCGGGCACUUAAAUCACCUGACUAGGAAACAUGUUGAGACACGUCCUGCUAUCGAAAUGCAAGUAUCCGGAGCAUAUUCAUAAUAUAUACAUGUAGGUAACAGUCUCAUAUAACACUUGGUGUAAGGACAUUGCAACGAUGUUCCUUCUUAAACGUUUGCCAUCCGCUGGAGACAUUUCUGUCCGGAUGCUUCAGUACACCUCCCUCACUUUCGGUUUUUUGUCAGCCAGUCAUCGUCUCAGUUCCCGCAGGGGACCGAGUCCGUACAGCUUAGUCGACAGUGAACGCUACAUUUCUCUUGUUAAGUCUGUCGUGUCUUCGAGGGUCACUUCUCAAACACCCGAGACAAUUAAAGCUGAGGAUGAGCACAUGUUCGGACCUAUUGUCAAGGCUGCGUCAAAACCAGAGACCAGGCUCCCUAAAACCAUGCAUCCAUUCUUGCACUGUGAGGACACUCCAGAGACACUGGAUUUCGAGUCAGGACCUCCAAUCCGGAUUGUAUUCAACCGGGAUCAAGGCAGGUCGUCAAUACCGAGUGUGACCAGGAUUCUUCAGGCAACACUUUCAUCAGAGCAACUCUUCUACCUUGAGAGAUGGAAGAAAAGGAUGGUGGCAGAACUCGGGUCGGAAGGCUUUAAAGAAUACACAAAAAAUUUGUUUAGACAAGGGAAACUAUUCCAUUCCGCCCUGGAGGAGGUUCUAAUGGCAGGGAAUGACAGACCGCAUGCACCACAUCCAACUGAGGUAUUGGGAUACAUGGAGAGCAUCUCUCAUAUACUGGAAGAUGUCAGUGCUGCAAGAGCUAUUGAGAGCACUGUGCAGCAUGACACUCUUAACUAUUUGGGAGUUGUGGACUGUGUGGCCCGCUACAGAGGGGUUCUAUGUGUUAUUGACUGGAAGACUUCAGAUAAGCCAAAACCAUUCCUGAGCAACACAUACGACAACCCCAUUCAAGUGGCAGCCUAUGCAGGAGCCUUGAACAAUGAUGGAAAAUACAAAUACCAGGUGCAAAAUGGCCUCAUUGUUGUUGCUUACAAGAAUGGUUCACCCGCCCACGCACACAAAUUGAACUCUGAGCUUAUGUCAGAGUAUUGGGAAAAGUGGUUGAUUCGCCUGGAAGAGUACAUAGAAAAGAGAUCUAGUGAAGUCUCCUCUGUUUCUUCAUAGAGAAGGUGAAUCCAUUUUUUGCAGACCGUUGAACAUAAACCCAGUUAUGAUGACCAUUUUUUGGUUAAUUCCACCAGUUUUCUGUACACUAAGAGUGUAUAAAUGAAAACUUUAUUUUCCAAUGAGUUAAGAGGUUAAACACACUACUAUGUUGUCUUUGAUUACUUUAUUUUCCAUCUGUGUGCAAACUGAACCAACAUGUUUAAAGUAUAAAAUCAAGAAGGCACACAAUUUUCCAAAUAGCAUGAAAAACUUGAAAAAGAUAUCAAUGGAGAAUACCUUCUGCUUGUGGAAUUUGUUUGAGCUGCAAUGUGCAUAUAAUAUAUUGGUACUGGUGUUAUUCAUUUAUCCUGAGGCAGCCACAUUUAACAUAUCUUAUAAAUACUUAUUUUACCCAAAACAUAAGUUGGAUCUUUUGUAUUCCUGUAACUGAUAUUAAUUUUACUAUUUUUUUUUAUUUCUUUGACUCAUUGUUAAGUAAUGCCCUGGAAAUCAAUCAAUAAAG